Molecule: messenger RNA, 995 nt
Organism: Spodoptera littoralis (African cotton leafworm)
Lineage: Eukaryota; Metazoa; Arthropoda; Insecta; Lepidoptera; Noctuidae
Source: the annotation of a GenBank genome assembly
AGGUACCUACAUAAGAACUAAAUAUUUGUUUUCUUAUUGCCGUUUAACGCAGUAGCUUACCUACCUUGUAAGUUGAUCAUGAUAUUUGUAGAUAUACCCACAUUAAAGCACAAAUACAUUACCAAAUGUCAUUCAAUACUUAAGUACUUAAUAACAAACACAAUAAUAAUAAAAUGAUAAACAUACAAAAUAGAUUCAUCCAUCUAACAGUUCGGAGAGAACAUCGAUCGACUCAUUGGAGUUUCGCCAUGGGAAUGGGAGGUGCAAUGAACAGAUGCGGUCGGUGCAUGAAGAUCUCGCUAAUAUGCAUCAACGUAGUCACUUUUCUUGGCGGCAUAAUAGCCCUGGCAGUCGGCCUGUGGGUAUGGAUAUCCCGGUCCUUCUCCAGCACACUGAUGAGCAACAACAUGUUCAUAGCAUCAGUGGUGGUAGUGGUGGCCAUGGGAGCUGCCCUUAUGGUGCUGUCCAUCCUCGGCUGCUGCGGUGCCGCUAAGGAGGUCAAAUGUAUGCUGCUCACGUACUACAUCCUGGUCUUCAUAAUUUUCGUGGUGAUGCUGGUAGGCGGGAUCUUGCAGUUUGUCUUCCGAGAGAAGGUGAUGACAACGUUAGACCGAGAGUUGUACGCAUCUAUACCAUACUAUGGAGUCAGGCACGAGUACACAAAGUCUUGGGAUGACACGCAGACGUAUCUUCAGUGCUGUGGCGUCAAAGGAUACAAGGAUUGGAACGAUAAUGUGCCAGAGAGCUGUUGUCGAGAAGUGUAUCCAGGAAAGAGGAUGGACUGUAAAGCGUCUCCGAACCCGACUACAAUGUAUGUGGAAGGAUGCUUAUCCAAAGUGACUGACUUCUUGAGAGAAGACGCCGUGUACGUUGGUACUGUCGCUGUCAUCAUAGCUCUAAUUAUGGUAAAUAUUGUAUUUAAGCAUUUAAACUUAAGACUAAUGCCAAUAAAAACUGUUGUAGGUAAAUCCUCCGCUAACGCCGGUCACCGGUGA